Molecule: messenger RNA, 2214 nt
Organism: Aspergillus saccharolyticus JOP 1030-1
Lineage: Eukaryota; Fungi; Ascomycota; Eurotiomycetes; Eurotiales; Aspergillaceae
Product: MFS transporter
Exons: 2
Coding region: 227-1957 (576 amino acids)
Biological process (GO): amino acid transmembrane export from vacuole
Molecular function (GO): transmembrane transporter activity
Source: RefSeq, a predicted model, not a curated record
CGAUCUUAUUUAACAUGCACUUUGAUCAUUCAUCCAACAGUUUCCUUCCUUAUGUUAUCUUUGUAGUCCGGAGAACUCGUCCGCCACAGUAAACAAAGACUACAUUUACAUCUUUGUAUGCCAUGGUCUCAUAUUGACGCAAAUCUUGUCUUCUGGCUUUAAUGCUAUAGCCCUUCGCCAUCUCUAUACGCCUUUCAAACUGCUUCGGGAGACAUUUCGAGCCAACAUGCAGGGAGAUCAAGUGGCUGGAUCGAAUCCUCCGCAAUAUCCCGGUGAUGAUACAAGAUUUACCAGUAAGAAGGAGCUCGCUGGCUGGUACAGCUAUGGUUGGGCUGCAGAGGUCUUCGCCGUAUGUGCCAUGGGGUCAUUCCUCCCGAUCACCCUAGAGCAAAUGGCUCGGGAACGUGGUGUCCUUCUAUCAGACCAAAUUACCCCAUGUAGUGCGAGCUGGAAUCACUCCCCAAACCAUGCACCACCAAUCCUUGUGUAUGCUAAGCCUGGGUCACCCAGGGCAGCCCAGUGCGUGGUGAAUAUCCUGGGAUUCCAACUGAACACUGCAAGCUUCGCUAUGUACACAUUCUCGGUGAGUGUCUUUGUUCAGGCUAUUUUUAUUGUAUCAAUGUCGGGCGCCGCAGACCAUGGCAACCAUCGCAAGAUGCUUCUAGUGCUGUUCGCAUUCGUCGGCUCCGCUUUCACCAUGUUAUACCUUGCAAUAUCGUCAGAACUAUAUAUUCUUGGUGCGCUGUGUGCAGUCAUUGCCAACACAUGCUUUGGAGCCUCUUUUGUGCUUCUCAAUUCGUUCUUGCCUUUAUUAGUUCGUCACCACACUUCUUUACUCAAAAGACGGACUAAUGGUUAUACUCGGGCUGUUAACCCACACCGCGACACCCCAGCAUCUGCUCCUGCGCAAGCUGAAAUUGGGGAGACAACCCCACUGGUUCAAUACAACCAGCUGUGUCACCUAGCCGAUACCAACCAAUUUUCCACUAAAAUUGAUCAGGAGCUCGAGCUAUCCUCCAAGAUUUCUUCUUAUGGAAUUGGCAUUGGCUAUAUUGGCGCGGUGUUAUUACAAGGAAUCUGCAUUGCAGUAAUCUGUGCAACUAAGCAAACCACUUUCUCGCUACGUCUUGUGCUAUUUCUGAUCGGAUUAUGGUGGUUUCUCUUUACGAUUCCUUCCGCGAUGUGGCUGCGUUCUCGACCAGGACCACCUCUUUCCUACACUUUACACAGCAAAAACCAAGGCUCGUGGGGAGGCUAUAUCGCAUAUGCCUGGAAGUCUCUCGGCCGGACAGCAAUGCGCACUCGGCAUCUUAAAGACAUUCUGUUGUUUCUGGCAUCGUGGUUUCUCCUCAGUGACGGGAUUGCUACAGUUAGUGGGACAGCGGUUUUAUUCGCUAAAACUCAACUGGGUAUGCAACCCGCUGCAUUGGGUCUGAUUAACGUGGUUGCAAUGGCAGCGGGUGUGCUCGGCGCAUUCUCAUGGAGCUAUGUUGGACGGAUAUUUGGCCUUAGUGCAUCGCAAAUCAUUAUUCUAUGCAUUCUGCUUCUCGAAUUCGUGCCGCUCUACGGACUCCUGGGUUUCAUACCAGCUAUCAGAGAACUGGGGUUUUUGGGUCUUCAACAACCAUGGGAAAUGUAUGCGCUGGGCAUCGUAUACGGCCUUGUCAUGGGAGGACUAUCGUCGUAUUGUCGAAGUUUCUUUGGGCAAUUGAUCCCCCCAGGCUACGAAGCAGCGUUUUAUUCCCUUUACGCUAUCACCGACAAAGGAUCCAGUAUUUUCGGCCCAAUGAUUGUUGGGCUCAUUACGGAUCGAUACGGCGAAAUUAGACCUGCAUUCUUUUUUCUUGCCAUACUAAUCAUGUUUCCACUGCCGCUCAUGCUUCUGGUGGAUGUCGACCGUGGGAAGCGGGAUGCUUUAGCACUCUCGAGUGAAUUAGCAGGCGAAAGGGAGGCAUAGUCACUACCUAGCUUAUAGGACGAUUCCACGCGAGGCCACUCACCGUGAGUCACCAGUCAUUCGAAGCGGAUGAGCUAUAUGUGUGGAUAUAGUGCAUGUAUAGUGCAUGUCGUAUAGUAGCAGGACCUAGAUGCUUCUGCGUACCGUCUGUUCCCGUGUGUUUCUCGUUUUCUGUACCAGAAGAUUUGCUCUCCGGUUGCCAGAAUGGAAAGUAAGCCCUCGUCGAAGGCUAGUGACAUUAAUUCUGUUACAGUGAG